Messenger RNA from Paramecium tetraurelia, 930 nucleotides. RefSeq lists its product as uncharacterized. Lineage: Eukaryota; Ciliophora; Oligohymenophorea; Peniculida; Parameciidae. The record is from RefSeq and is a predicted model, not a curated record. Gene Ontology annotation, molecular function: cation binding; protein serine/threonine phosphatase activity. The transcript has 5 exons. Gene Ontology annotation, biological process: protein dephosphorylation.
AUGUAAUAUUCUCAAUCAAAAUAGAAGUAUAGGAAAUCUACUAGUUCGCCAAUUCUAAGAUCCCAGAGUCUCCCAGCAAUAAAUGAAUUGAAAUUUGCAAUGAGAACCAGAGCAGGGAGCGAUUAAUAGCAUUCAGUCAAGAUCAACUAGGACAGUUUUAUUGCUUGUCGAUUUAAUGGCUAUUAAUUCUUUGCUAUUUGUGAUGGUCAUGGUUAAAAUGGGCAUCUAGUCUCAUAAUACCUAAAGAAGAACAUCCCAAUCAUUCUAAGGAACUAUCUAAAAGACAUGUCAUUGAAUUCAGAGGGUAUCAAUUAAGCCAUAAUUCGAUCAUUCUUAAAAAUCAAUAAAGAACUACAUUAGAGCAAUAUUGAUACCACUUUGGCAGGAUCCACUAUCGUAUCAAUCUUGAUUAAAGAUUAACAAAUAUUUUGUGCAAAUGUUGGUGAUUCAAGAGCAAUCAUUUGUCAAAAAGUCAAUACGUGGAUGGCCAUUUAAAUAAGUAUUGAUCAUAAGCCAAAUAAUGCCAAAGAAAGAGCCAGAAUUAUCAAUGCUGAUGGCAGAAUAUCUCACAGAAAGACUUUAGAAGGACAUCCUGCUGGUCCAGAAAGAGUGUAUCUCGCAUUUUCAGACACUCCAGGACUAGCAAUGACGAGAAGUUUUGGGGAUAAAAUAGCAGCAAAAGUAGGAGUUAUAGCAGAACCAGAGAUAUUAGAAUUUAGGAGAACCAAGGCUCAUAAAUUUAUUGUACUUGCCUCCGAUGGAGUUUGGGAUUAACUAUCGAAUGACGAAGUUAUGGAUUUGAUUCUGCCAUAUUAUAGAGAUAAAUAAGUUGAAUUAGCCAGUGAACGAAUAGUGAGGGAAGCAUUUAAUAGAUGGAAGCAGUUUUCCAUUCUUAGAGAUGAUAUAACUUGCAUUGUAAUAUUUUUAUGA